UGGUGAAGGAAUUCCAGGAGUAUGUGGAGCCUGAGGAAGGAUCUCAUGGCUCCCCGCAGAGGAGAGCUCCAGUGUCUGGUCAGGAAGAUGAGGAGGUGGUUUUGCCGCUGGGUGAGAAUGUACUGACGCACAAUCUGGGCAUUCCGGUACUGGUUGUCUGCACAAAGUGUGAUGCGGUCAGUGUACUAGAGAAGGAACACGAUUACAGAGAUGAGCACUUUGAUUUCAUUCAGUCACACAUUCGCAGAUUCUGCUUACAGUAUGGUGCUGCCUUGAUUUACACAUCAAUAAAAGAAGAGAAGAAUGUUGAUCUCUUGUAUAAAUAUCUUGUCCACAAAAUGUAUGAUUUCCAGUUUACCACACCUGCCUUAGUGGUGGAGAAAGAUGCAGUUUUUAUCCCUGCAGGAUGGGACAAAGAUAAGAAAAUUGCUAUUUUACAUGAGAAUUUUGCAACGGUCAAACAAGAUGAUGCCUAUGAGGAUAUAAUCGGGAAACCCCUAGUCAAAAAGCCUGUCCAUGACAAAGAAGUGGCUGCAGAGGAUGAGCAAGUUUUCCUCAUGAAGCAACAGAAGCUAGUGUUGGGAAGCCUUCUCGAACUGAGAGACACUGGGAUCUGUGUGUUUUCAGAGGUUAUUUCAUUAGGAGAUAAUCAGAUUGUGUGAUCACACCAUACUUAUCAACAUUCGUCUUCUUGAAUUUCAAAUGUUGCUCGCUUAGUAGC
Messenger RNA from Rhincodon typus (whale shark), 721 nucleotides. RefSeq names its product cytoplasmic dynein 1 light intermediate chain 2-like. Gene Ontology annotation, molecular function: dynein heavy chain binding. The transcript is spliced from 6 exons. The annotation marks the transcript as partial. Gene Ontology annotation, cellular component: cytoplasmic dynein complex; centrosome. The record is from RefSeq and is a predicted model, not a curated record. NCBI's taxonomy places the organism in Eukaryota, Metazoa, Chordata, Chondrichthyes, Orectolobiformes, Rhincodontidae. Gene Ontology annotation, biological process: microtubule-based movement; microtubule cytoskeleton organization.